UUUAGAAAAAAACGAUGAAGAAAAAUAAUAAUUAUAAAAAUACUCGAAUUAUUCACCACCAUGAUGUGAUGAGCUAUUGUUACUAUGUGAAACCAAACGACGAUAUACCGGUGGAGUUGUUGGAAAAAUUUGAUAUAGAGACGGGUCCAGUUAUUUUUAGAGGAAAUUCGAGUAUGGGGAAAGGUGACGUAGCCAAAAAGUUUAUGGAAGAAAUUGUCAAAGUUGCACUUAAGAUAGAAAAUAUAUUAAACACAAACGUACCAAUUAAAAUGUCUGAAGACGAAAAAAAAUUACAUCGAGAAAUCGCAGACCGAGGAACAUGUCCGUUAUGCAAAUCAAAAUUUAAUAAUAAUAAUAAUUUACCUGUUAGGGAUCAUGACCAUUUGACUGGAAAAUACAGAGGAACUGUUUGUAGCAAAUGUAAUUUGCAAAUGGUGAAACCUAAUUUUGUCCCUAUUUUUUUCCAUAACCUGUCAGGAUAUGAUUCUCAUUUUUUAGUAUUGCAGUUAGGAUUAGAUACAAAAUCUAUUAAUGUAAUACCAAACACUGAAGAAAAAUUUAUCUCUUUUACGAAAUACGUUUCAAACAAUUUUCAAAUUCGUUUUGUCGAUACUUUCCGAUUUAUGGCAACGAGUUUGGAAAAACUAGUAAUAAAUUUAGCUAAAGGAGACAAAUCAAAAUUCAGGGAGACGGGAAAAAUAUUUAAUAGCACUGACAUGGAUCUGGUCACAAGGAAAGGAGUCUACCCUUAUGAAUAUACGGACGGAUGGGAAAAAUUAGACGAGAAUAUUUUACCGAGAAAAGAGGAUUUUUAUAAUACAUUAACCGAAACGGACUUAUGUGAUGAAGAUUAUGAAUAUGCAAAAAGAGUAUGGGAUCAUUUCAACUUUAAUACCUUAGGUGAAUAUAGCGACUGGUAUAUGAAAGUUGAUGUUAUGCUUCUUUGCGACGUUUUUGAAAACUUUAGAGAUCUAUGUUUGGACACGUAUGGCUUGGACCCAAAUUAUUAUUAUACUGCACCUGGGAUGUCUUUCGAUUGUAUGCUGAAAUAUACCAAAGUUCAAUUACAGCUUUUAUCGGAUUAUGACCAAUUAUUAAUGAUGGAAGCUGGAGUCCGUGGUGGACUUACACAAGCAAGUAUGCGAUAUGCUCGGGCGAACAAUAGCAAGGUUCCAGACUACGAUCCCUCAAAGCCUAACUCAUGGAUCGCAUACUUGGAUGCAACAAAUCUUUACGGCUGGGCAAUGAGUCAAUUUUUACCAAAGGACGGAUUUUCAUGGUAUGAAGGAGAUCUAAGCGUUAAAAACAUUUUAAAAUUGUUGGAAAAUUCAAACGAAACGUCAGAGAUCGGAUAUUCGUUAGAAGUUGACCUUUCAUACCCUAAAUCAUUACAUGACAAGCAUAAUGAUUUACCUUACCUUCCAGAGAGGAUAAUCCCUCCUGGAUCGAAAAUAAAAAAACUCGUGGCCAAUCUGAAACCUAAAAAACACUACGUUGUGCAUUACAUGGCAUUAAAACAAGCUCUGAAAGCUGGAUUAAUAUUGGAAAAGGUAACAAUUUAGUUAUUAUAAUAUUUAUUAUAAAAUGUAAUGUUAUUAUAAUUUAAUAGGUACAUAGAGUUUUUAAAUUUAA
Molecule: messenger RNA, 1632 nt
Organism: Acyrthosiphon pisum (pea aphid)
Lineage: Eukaryota; Metazoa; Arthropoda; Insecta; Hemiptera; Aphididae
Exons: 2
Coding region: 15-1562 (515 amino acids)
Biological process (GO): DNA replication
Molecular function (GO): DNA-directed DNA polymerase activity; DNA binding; nucleotide binding
Source: RefSeq, a predicted model, not a curated record